Messenger RNA from Penaeus vannamei (Pacific white shrimp), 3510 nucleotides. The record is from RefSeq and is a predicted model, not a curated record. Lineage: Eukaryota; Metazoa; Arthropoda; Malacostraca; Decapoda; Penaeidae.
AUUACUUUAAUUUCACAGUUUCAAGACCUGGUGAGAUGGCAGAGGGUGCUGAGGGUGCCACCAGUGGUACAGGUGGUGCCCUGCCAGACCUAGUGGCACAGUGCUACUAUCGCUAUGGCCUUCUUGUUGCCACUCACCCAAGGAAGGUUAUUCUACUUGCCAUUGCUUCUUUUCUCAUUCUCUGCACACCUCUGUGGUAUUUGCCCCUACCUGGGUAUUUGCCACAAGAGUAUGCAACGUCCCCUUACAACUAUAGUGUUCCCCUCCCAGCCCCAGAAGGUGGAAUAAGAUUGGAUCCGUCCCCAACUCCUACUCCUCUGUGGUAUCAGGGGCCCCCACGUGCUUACAUCCAGCAGAUUGUAGUCCGAAGUGGUAUUGUGCCAUGGCAAAAGGGGUUGACCGUCAGUGAUGGAUAUCGUGGUCCUCUCUCUUCUGUCUUCCAUCUUGCUCAAGUGGUUAGUGACUACCAACUCAGCAAUAACCGAAGUGUAACACUUGGGACAGAAUGCCUCCUAAUCGAGGGUGUGGUGAAGAAAAUGCAGUCUGCUGGCCAAGUCCUUCCUCAUUACAACUGCCUGAUGCUCUCACCUGCUGACCUGUGGGCAAGGAACCAGUUUUCGUUUCUGCAAGAUCCCCAUGUCCUGCUUACUGUUAAUUCCCUCAUGGCAAGUUAUGAAGGACAGACAAAUGUAGCUGACAUCCUCUUUGGAGUCCCGUCAAGAGAGAUAGGAUUCCGACGUGGCAGAAAUCCACAGCGAGUGAUAACCUAUGCUGUUACUCUGGCUCUGAAGCAAUAUAAUGAAGAGUUUGUGUCUGGUUUAGAGAAAGAAUUGACAUCUCGCUAUCCUGUCCACCAACCAAUGCAGCUUGAGAGAGAAGAGAUCAUCCAUAUAUAUUUCCCUUCAAGAAUGUCCCUGUGGGAGUUCCUCCUCAUAAUUUUCUACUGCUUUCUUUUUGUAUCAAUAUACUUCUCAAUCUUGAAAAUGGACAUGUUCAAAAGUAAAUUUGGAAUGGCGAUAAGUGUUCAGGCAACGUUGAUUGCGUCCCUGUGCAUUUCUGUAGGAUUUUGUGCAUACUUUGGCCUGCGGCCUCUUCACAGUAAAGGGAAGUAUGUGUAUCCAGUGCUUGCAGGUCUUAUUGGUUUUGAAAAUAGUAUGGUGUUAAUCAGAUCUGUGUUAUCAACGCCUUCCCACUUGGACAUUAAGAUUCGUGUUGCUCAGGGUCUAGCCCGUGAAGGAUGGACUAUUACUAAGUAUUUCCUGACUAUGAUUACUAUUGUAACAGUGUCAUUCUUCCUUUUUAUACCACUGGUUCAGGAGAUUUGUAUAUAUGGAAGUGUGGUACUCUUGUGUGACCUGUAUAUGCAAUUGGUGUUUCUCACCUCAGUGCUCUCUAUUGACCUCCACCGCUAUGAGGACUCGGAGGAACAAAAGAAACAGUCUUUAGCAAGUGGUGGACCUUUCUCAGUGAACCCACUUUUUAGAUAUCAACAACUUACUCCAAAUUCCAAUGUAAGAAUUCUAGUCAGUAGUAAUGAUCGCAAUGUGACCUCUGUGCCAAACCUACACCGCCGGAAUGCACCCCUAGGAUCUGCUGUGAAAUUGAGUGGCCAGGACCGUGUGGCUCACCCUCAGACCAAACCCAAGAACCAAGACAUGAUGCCUAGGCGGCUCAGGGUGACCUACUUUGUGGCCAAGAAACGGAUGUUUCAAAGGAUGUUUAUGUGUGUGUUUGUAGGAUGGAUAGCAUGGAUGAUCUAUAGUUCAGGCUUGAUGGAACAUUUUUCAGAAACAGUGAAUGAUGCGCAGCGGUCACGUGACUUGCCAUCUGUCAUUUUCUCACUCACAAACCGAUCCAACUAUAUGUUCCAAAAUGGUGUCUCAGUGCCGACUCCAAGAAGCAUAGACCAGACCACGUCUGCAGAUUCACCAAAUGUGGUGACACCACCCAGCAUUGCCAUCAACUCCACCACACAGAAACAGGAUGGACUUAAGCUCCUAAAGCACCGCACACGCUCCCUCCUGCGCAAACUGCCUCAUAAUCACUGGCCAACUCUCUUCAGUUACUACAACAUCAGCAUCACUGGCCAUUAUUUAAGUAUAUUGCCACCCAUACUUUUAUCUCUUCCAAUCUCACCGGAAGAAGCUAUUAGUGUCCACAAUCCUAGUGAUCCAAACACGUCACCUUGGCUUCCUGAUAAGCUUCACCAUCCAGAUUCUAUGGACAUAGAUGAUAUAGACUGGCAAGAGGGUUCUGCUUUUAUACCAUCAUCAACAGGAGAAUUACUCUUGACAGCUAUAUUGGUGAUACCAGCAGUGCUCUGCCUCCUGUAUGCCUUUGUAGCUCUUUACCAUUGUAUUUGUUCUCGUAACUAUGCUGAGUGGAGGGCAUCUUGGUGGGGUCAGGAUGGGGUAAAGAGUGAGACCUCACAGAUUAUUGGAGAUGCACUACCAUUGGUGUUGGCCGGUCAUCCUCAUGAUGUUGAGUGUAUGUGUACAGAUGGAGUUCUGCUUGUGUCAUCAUGUCUUGCAGGGAUUAUUCGUGUGUGGGAUCCCAGCACAGGCGAGUGUGUAGCCAACAUCAAUAGACGAAGUCAGAAAAGACCAGAGUUUCGUAUGGGAUCUCCAGAUUUAGGUGAUGACUUCCAUUCAGAUUAUGAAUCUGGAUCACCCAGAUCGCAGACAGGGGAUGCAAGCUUCUUCAGAAAGUACGGUAUCGAUCUAGAGAGAAGCAGAUACAGUGUAGGCUGGGUAGAUGAAGAUGAGAGAGAUGACAGUGACUGUGAGAACAUAGAGAGGCCAAACUCAUCUCGAGCCCAGCAUAAGAACAGCUCAUCGGGGAGUAUCUUCCAUGAAUUUCCUGAUCUCACACCAGCCAUUGAUCUCCACUUUCACAGUCACUUGCCAGAAACACAAAAUAAUGGCACUGAUUUCAGUAGAUUUGAGAAAUUUUAUGAGGAACACAAAAAGAUUUUACAGGAUGAGGAGGAGUACAGACAGAGACAUGGAAGGAAGACCUCUGACUGUGCAGAGAACUCCCCCUCCAGUAGUUUUUCCAAAAGCAAAAUGAUCAGGUCUCCGUCCUACACAGAAACCUCAGGAGCUUUUAAGCCAAAGAAACACUGUAGAAACUUGAGUGCUGGAAGCAUCCCUGUAGGAAACCUUUCAGGAUACAGUGCCAGUGGAGUGCGGGGAAGUGUUUCGGGAGAGGAGGGGAAUGGGGGUUCUACUGUUGGUGGAAUGGACGAGGAAGUACCCCCUAUAUGGUGCCUUGAGUGUCAGGAUGCUUUAAUAAUUGUUGGCUGUGGUUCAGGGAGAAUAGAGGUGUGGGAUCUCUAUAACAAUGUACUCAAGUGUGUUUAUGAAGAUGGAAUCAGAGCUGGUGUGACUUCCAUGCGUUUGUCGAGCAACCGUCUGAUGGUUGCCAGGCUAACUGGAGCUGUGGACAUGUUGCGGUUAGAAGCAGUUACUGCCAGCCAACAACUUUCGGAUAGUCAUCAGCACAGGCCAG